Messenger RNA from Lachancea nothofagi CBS 11611, 909 nucleotides. NCBI's taxonomy places the organism in Eukaryota, Fungi, Ascomycota, Saccharomycetes, Saccharomycetales, Saccharomycetaceae. The record is from the annotation of a GenBank genome assembly.
AUGCUUAAUAAGCUCGCAACAAAAUUUAAUAGUACCAAUUCUUCCACCUUCAGCUUAUUACAGAGAAGCAAAGCUCAGUUCACAAGUAUGAAAAGGGCGCGUAACCAGUCCGCACAGGAGUUACCAGAGGAGUUUCAACAAAGGCACAUAGAGCCCUUUAACAAGGGGUGCAAAUUGAUCCUCGAUAUCGAUCCAACACUCUAUGAUUUGAUUGCAAAAAAGGACUUCUCGCUCUUUCUCAAGAAGGAGCAAACUCCAAUGACCCUGAAUCAUCAUUUUUCGAAGCUCGCCAGCAGCAUUUUGGCUCAACAGAUAAGCGGUGCGGCAGCGAACAGCAUCAAGCAGAAAGUGAUAAAUCGAUUUAAUGAGUUUCCAACUUUCCAGGAAAUGGCGAAACUAUACGUAGACAACAGAUCUCAAGAGCUUCGCGAGUGUGGACUUUCUGCCCGAAAAGUGCUCUAUCUAGAGUCGCUCUCAAAUUAUUUCAAUGAAAACCAAGACAGCAUCGAGAAGCUUUUAACUGAAGAUAGCGAUGAGAUUGCAUCUCAACUGGUAGCAAACAUCAAGGGAAUCGGCCCGUGGAGUGCCAAUAUGUUUUUGGUUACAAGUAUGGAAAGAAUGGACAUUUUCGCAGCAGACGAUCUUGGUGUUGCCCGAGGAUGCUCAAAAUAUUUGGACUCACAUCCAGAGAUUUUGAAAGAUAUCAUGAGCAAAAGAGGCCCAUUGAUCAAAAGAAGUAAGAUCAAGCAUGUCAAAAAAAAUUGGAAAAUUUAUGAUGAGGACAUCGUCGAAAAGUGCGGCGAGUUGUUCACCCCUUACCGGAGUAUCUUUAUGUUCUUGAUGUGGAGGCUGUCAGAGACAAACGUCGAGGUCAUGGAAAAGCGUGAAGACGAGUUCGUCGAGAAAUGA